AUGGACAAGAAGACAGCCCGGAGAGGAAAAGGAGCGAGAAAAGCUACUGCUGCCCAGUCAGCAUCGGCGGAUGAUGCUGCCAAGCCGGCCCCCAAGGGGCGAGGAGCAAGAAUGCAGGAAUCUUCUUUGGAGUGUCCUGGCAAAGUCAAGACAUCGCUCUUGAAUGAAGGGAAUGGAUACGAUCAAAGGGAAGGAAAAAAUGUUCACAAAGGGGGGAAAAAGUCCCUGAAGAGCCACACCCCCAAAGCCGAGAAAUGUGACCUGGCAGAAAAAAGUAACAAUCCCACCGAGGAUAAAGGCGGUUUGCAGAAAAAGCAAGAGCGCCACCUCAAGGGGAAGGCGUCUGAACCAGAGAAGGCAGAAGUUGCCUGGGGAGCUGUUCCCCGGGAGAAAAACCAUGUCCUCAAUAAGAAGGAACUUGCUGGAGAGGAGAAAGAAGCUCCCCCGCCUCGAGGGAAAAAAUCGUCCCGGAAGGAGCGCCCCGCUGCAGCAGCAGAGGAGCCGGACCAAAGAGGAGCGGAAGCUGUUCCCAGAGUGCCGCUCCCUGCGCGGAGGAGCUGUCUGAAACAAGUAUUGCAAACGAUCACAUUGCGCAAGGGAGAAAUUAGGGAUGCCGCCCAGCGGGUUAAUGAGGUUAGAGACCAGUUAGCAGAGACCAUCACAAAGAGGAUGUACUUGGAGCGGCGUGUUGAAAAAGUGGGCACCGGCAGCUACUACGAGCACGUCAAGAUAACUAAACCAAAUGAAUUUGAUAUUAUGCUUAAAGUGCCAGAAGUAAGAGUUGAACUGGAGCCCUAUAAUGAUGGUGAUUUCAGGGGUGUUUAUCAUUUUGUAAAAUUGAAAAGGAAUUCUGGAUUAAAACGACUAAAUGACUUUCUGGAUGAUCAGCAACGUCUUUCAGCUUCCAAUAUCAUUUCAGCACUGAGGAACAUUAUUAUAAAUGAAGUAAAGACUAUAAAUAAAAUGAAAGUAACUGUGGAAAGAAAAAAACCCGGAAGCCCAGCGGUUACUCUUCAAAUUGGAGAGCCACUUUCACAUAUAUCUGUAGACAUCAUUCUUGCUCUGGAAAUGUGUACAACCUUGGGCAAUAUUCGAAAGGGUGGACCAGACAUUACAAAAUGGCUCGGACAAAAAGGACAGAAGGAACUGGACCAGAUGAAACUAUGCCUUGUGCCCAAGAAUGCUAAAGAUGGAGCAUGCUUCAGAGACACAUGGAGACUCUCUUUUUCGCUUGCUGAGAAAACACUAAUCCACUAUCAUGGAAACACAAAGACAUGCUGUCAAGCAAAUGGAAAAAAAUGCUGCAGGAAAAACUGCCUUAAGCUUCUGAAGUAUCUUCUGGAGCAACUUAAAACAAAACAUCAAAACAGAAAUCAAUUUAACAAAUUCUGUUCUUAUUAUGCCAAAACCGCCUUUUUCCAUGCAUGUACCAGGUGGACCAGUGAUGAAGAAUGGCUCCCUACAAAUUUGAAUGAGUGCUUUGGAAGACUUUUGGAUUAUUUUCUUGAAUGUCUCAGAAAGGCUGAACUUAAACAUUUUUUUAUUCCUGAAUGCAACUUAUUUUACACUGAUUUGAAGUGUAGCAUACUUGAAAAAGUAAUUGAAAGUGAACGAACCAAUGGAUUUCCAAUAUUCCAACAAACAUGAACAAUCUAAUUUCACAAAAGAAUAUAAACCUAAUUGGAAGCUGUUUUUUCUAAA
Messenger RNA from Heteronotia binoei (common prickly gecko), 1701 nucleotides. RefSeq names its product cyclic GMP-AMP synthase (gene CGAS). The transcript is spliced from 5 exons. Gene Ontology annotation, cellular component: site of double-strand break; cytosol; nucleus. Gene Ontology annotation, molecular function: chromatin binding; 2',3'-cyclic GMP-AMP synthase activity; double-stranded DNA binding. Lineage: Eukaryota; Metazoa; Chordata; Lepidosauria; Squamata; Gekkonidae. Gene Ontology annotation, biological process: negative regulation of double-strand break repair via homologous recombination; paracrine signaling; positive regulation of defense response to virus by host. The record is from RefSeq and is a predicted model, not a curated record. The coding region runs from base 1 to 1647 and encodes 548 amino acids.